Molecule: messenger RNA, 4788 nt
Organism: Zeugodacus cucurbitae (melon fly)
Lineage: Eukaryota; Metazoa; Arthropoda; Insecta; Diptera; Tephritidae
Product: organic cation transporter protein
Exons: 7
Coding region: 1083-2786 (567 amino acids)
Biological process (GO): transmembrane transport
Cellular component (GO): membrane
Molecular function (GO): transmembrane transporter activity
Source: RefSeq, a predicted model, not a curated record
GCGCAUUCAGCGCGAAUGCAAUAAAUAAUCGGCAUACAGUGGUGUUAUUUGUUCUGCAUAAUGAAAUGAAUUACGUCUUGUGAUUACUAAAGUGCAGAGAUAAUUUGUGCAUACCGUGUGUUAGAAAAAAGUUAAACCAAUUCGGUUGCGGAAGUAAUUAGUGUCUCGUCGACAGUACUGGGUUUGACAACUCAAUUAGAUUCUUUUGUUAACCUUAUGAUGCAAUCUGAAAUCUUUGUUACUCAAAAUUACAUCAAAGAGCAAUAUAUGAGCAAUAACAAAAUACUUAAAUACCUGUGUUCACAUUAUAUACAUAGAUGUAUAGCUAUAUAAUAUUCAUGUAUUGUAAACAAAAGUGAAGAAAAUCAAUUUUAUCCACCACAACGCGGGUAGCGCAGGAGACGCGGAAGUGAGUGUGAGUGUCUUAAAGAGAACGCUCACCGCUAAGCAUUGCUGAUCGUGCCAAUGUUUCAAUAAAACACUAAUUCUUGUUGAAAGUUACCACUUCCAAACGUACACAUACAAAUAUGUACGUGUACAAACUGCGAAGAUAAAUAAAAAAUAUUUAAAUAAAAUUAUAAUGCAAAAACCGGAAAUUUAUUGAAGUGAAAACACAAAGUUAACACUUUGCUAUAGUCACAAUUUAAAUUCUCAUAAAUAAAGUAUUUAUUUGUUACAACUAAAUAUUGAUAUAAUCAAAACUAAUAAAAAGUAUUGUCGCUCAAACAUAAAAAAUCGGAUAGCGAACGCGCAAUCAAGCUUAGUUAGCAUCUGGAAGAACACCGCCCACCGUACAGGAAAACAAUACAAACAAAUACACAUAGCACAACACGUUAAGUGCAAGCGUCAGCAGUUUUGAGACUGCAACUUACACUAAGAUACUAAGUACAAAGAAUGUCAAUGAAAUUGCCACAGUGAACUCAUUAAUACUAAGCGUUCGUGUCGAAUUCAUUGCUGUCAUCCUCAACGAUUAUCUAUCACUCAGACAAACGUCAAAUAUUGGCUGCCACGCCCAUUGCCCAUUGACGAAUAGUACAACCCCUUAGUGCUCCGUUUGUCCAGCAUCUCACUGAUCAGCAAAUAUGGAUUUUGAUCAGAUACUCGCGCGUUGUGGCGAUUUCAGCCGUUAUCAGUUUUUGUUGUUGACAUUGUUCGGUGUGAUUAACUUCAUUGUCUCAUUACAUUAUUUUACCCAAACUGUGAUAAGUUUUGUGCCCGAUCAUUGGUGCUACCAUGAGAAAUUAGUGAAUAAGUCAUUCGAUGAGAUUGCGGAGAUUUAUGCGAGAUUUCCGAAUCCAUCUUGUACGCGCCUGCUGGACAUCGAUGGUGCGAAUGUAACGGUGAGCCCGGAGAGUUGUACGCGUUGGAUCUAUAAAUACGAUUAUGGUUAUCGGAGCAUGAACACAGAGCUAAACUGGGUCUGUGAUUCGGCGUAUAAAGCGCGCAUUGGACAAUCGUUAUUUUUUAUUGGUUCCGUUGUGGGAACCCUCUUUUAUGGUCUGCUUUCGGAUAAGAUUGGGCGUUUGCCUGCUCUGAUACUUUCGAAUUUUUCGGGCUUUAUUGGCGACUUUUCGACGAUAUUCUCUCAAAGUGUCACAACAUUUUCUCUCUGUCGAUUCAUAUCGGGCAUGGCGGCAGACACGAACUUUUAUCUUAUGUAUAUUAUUGUACUUGAAUACAUCCGUCCAUCUAUGCGUACACUUGGUCUCAAUUUGGCUGUCGGCGUCUUCUACACAAUUGGUUUAGUCUUUACACCAUGGUUGGCCGUACUUGUGGGCCAUUGGCAACUUUACUUGGCUUGUACCUCACUGCCAAUACUCUGCGUGGUUCUGUACUAUUUUGUGGUGCAGGAGAGCGCUCAAUGGUUGGUCACAAGAAACGAUGUGGACGGUGCUAUAAAGCGUUUGAAACGUGUUGCUCGCUUUAAUAAACGUAAAGUGACACCAUCGGAAUUUGAAGAGUUCCGUAAACAUUGCGAGAAGCAACGUCAGAAGAUGGGCGGCGAUGAUCAGGUGCACUCAACACUGCUGGAUAUGUUUAAAACGCCACGCAUGCGCAAACAUACGCUCAUUUUGUUUUUCAAAUCGAUGGUCAUCACGCUCUGUUACGAUGCGGUCUCGCGUAAUGUCGAGGGCAUGGGCAUCUCACCAUUCGUUAUGUUCUCUUUGAGCGCCAUUGCCGUACUGCCAUCAAGCAUAAUUGUGAUCUUGCUGCAAGAUCGUAUUGGACGCAAAGGCAUGGCGGCCGGCUCGCUACUCGUGGGCGGCUUAUUCACCUCGUUAGCUGGCAUAGCGAUCGCCUAUCAGCAACAUAAUCACAAUGCCGUGCUACUCGCAUGCCUAACCAUAGCGGCGCGUUUCGGUGUCGCGAUUUCAUACGAAUCCGGCUCACAAUACGCCACCGAGUUGAUACCGACAUGUGUGCGCGGUCAAGGUGUGGCAGCUGUGCAUGUAGCCGGUUUCGCAGCAUCGUUUUUGGCGCCCUACAUAUUGUGGUUGGGCACCUACUUCAAGGCAGCGCCAUCGAUCAUUUUGGGUGCACUGUUCUUUACAGGCUCCUUUGUGUGUCUGCUCCUGCCCGAGACGCUUAACAGAACACUUCCAAAGACCGUCGAAGAAGGUGAGGUCUUCGGCAAAGGCGAACGCAUGUUCGAUUUCCCUUGUCUCUCGAAGAAAGGCAAGCGUUCAUGCGACUCUGAAGAGGACGCAUACGAACGUAAACAAUCGUUAACCAAUUUCGAUCGUGGCAACGACUCAGCCGAUGAGAACCUCAACAGUGCGGCGUAAAUGUUUGCGAAUGCGAUCGAUCAUUAGCUUCCGCAGGUGCUAAGUGGCAGUAUAAGGGCAAAAACACAAAAAACGGUGAACAGUAAUAUUUUGCACAGAGGCGAUAGCACACAAAAUAUAAACGUUUUUUUAUUUCUUAAUUUUAUAGCAUAGUCUAUUUAGUAAAUGUUCUUAGUUCGUAAGUACAUACCAGUAAUCGCUUAGGUAUUAGGUGCUUAGUGAUGGAAGGGCUGUAGAAAUUUAGUAAAAAUUUCGUCGGAAGUGCUUAGGGAAACAAUGCGUGGAUAAAUCAGUUACAUAUAUGUAUAUUGUUUUUGGUAUAUAUGUAUGUAAAUGUGUUACUAAUUAAAAGCAUAUUUAUGUAUUAUAUAUGGAAAAUAAGCGUUAUGGUUAUAUAAGCCUGCACAAUAACAUUGUACUCGUACAUACGUAUAUGUACUUCAAACUCUUAGUAAUCACACUUAGCAUUGGCACAAUUUUACUUAAGCAGAGCUUUAAGCCAGUACUGAUGUCUAUGCAUAUUUACAACUUGAGAAUGGAGAUAUUAAAAUAUUUUUUGUAUAAAUCUUCUUACAUAUAUUGCAAAUCUAAUUAUUGAAUUUGAAAAGAAAAGCUGAAGUAUGAGUAUAUGAAGAAGAAUAUAGAUAAAUGUCGUCAAAUAUAUAUGAAAAACUGUAUAUGUAUAUAUGUAAAACAAUUUAAAGUAAAGAAACAUAUAUGCUUAUAUACCAAAAUACAUACAAGCACAUUUGAAACAAAAAACUAAAUCGAAGAAAGCACAUUUAAGAAUGAAAGUGGUGCCUCAAAUCAUUUUUUGUAAUAGCCGCAUUAAAAACCAUUUAAUCUAAUGUGUUUGAUUUGCUUUACAGCAUGGCGGUACUAACUUAUAUGAAUUUAUAAAUUUAUAAAAGAAAAUUCGAAAUAGUUUAAACAUAAUAUCUUCAGAGAUAAAGAUAUAUUUUCUUUAAUUUCAGUUAGUUUCUUAAGCCAUUUUAGUAUGUACAUUUAUAGAAAUUAAAUACUUGUAAGUCUUCUUUAGUAAAUCUAAAAUAUAUAUACAUACACAUUUACCCCUUUCCCUGCAAUUAGUAUACAUAUUUAGCAACAUAUAUAAUUAAUGUGUAAAUUAAUGUUUGUAAAAUAACUUUUUAAACAAAAACAAAAUAUAUAAAAGAGAAAAUCUCAAUAUAGUAUUGCAAGCGCAUUAACUUUUGUUAAACUGUCUUGUUUUCAUUCACAACGCAUGCGCGGCGUUUGCAUAAGCGGCAAAGGGCAAUGGAAAGGCAGCCAAAGCAACAAUUUAUAUACUCAACCAACUCAAAUAUUAUCAUUUUUCAACACAUGUCGUCAAUGGUAUUUUAUUUGUAAAUUGUAUUUAUGGAGUUAUAACAAUUCCCGCUAUUUGUUGAACACAACUCGUAUACUAUAUUCAAAGAAAACAAACAAAGUUAUGAAGUAUAAAAGCUUUGGAGCAUGCACUUACAUUUAAUUUAAUCAGUUAAUAUACAAUGUCACAGUUUUCAAAUUAAAAAUUUAAUUGAACUACACACGGCCAACAAAUUUUCGGCAUUAAUCAUAAAAAGUAAAAAAAAACACUAAAUCUCUAAAUCAAUAACGUUCCUUGGCGACUUCAUCAUUCUUCUUGUUUAACGUCUUAUCGAAACAUACAAAAUUAUACCAGCGCUGAUUGCGCGCAAAGUUCUCACCAUCCAGCAAGGUUUCCGGUAGUUGUCUAUGGUGAUAGCGAGUCAUGAGUAAAUGAUAGGCACAACAUUGCAGCUAAGAACAUUAAUAACGAUGUGCAGAUCGCUGGUAGGGGUUUGUAGAAAUAACCUAAAUAUAUCACAUAGGAAUGCAGACUGGUACAGGCGAAACCAGCAACAUGUAUAUUGGCCAUGCCACGCCCACGUACAGUGGUCGGCAGGAAUUCCGAAGUGUAUUGUGUAUCUGCCUCAUAGCUCACGACGACACCGUAACGUGCGAGACCCGUCAUAAUAGCGAA